Messenger RNA from Ornithodoros turicata, 998 nucleotides. RefSeq lists its product as uncharacterized. The record is from RefSeq and is a predicted model, not a curated record. Bases 162 to 878 code for a protein of 238 amino acids. The transcript has 4 exons. Lineage: Eukaryota; Metazoa; Arthropoda; Arachnida; Ixodida; Argasidae.
UAGACAGGAGCCCCAGAAGAAGACGGUUACGUUACAUUCCACGUGCAUCCAUUCCCGAGCUCCUGACCCUCGAGAUCCAUCUACUAGUACCUGUCCACGCACGCAUACGUUGACUUUCAAAGGCGCAGCCUGGCACGCGGGGUUGUUUUUUCCUCAGUUGCAUGUCAGUGUUUUCUCCGGAGCCAGGAAGGCCACCACGACCGAGCAGUACACGGAUUUCCCUUCAUGUUUACCGGCAGGAGACCAGCCAGGCAAUGUGGAAGGUUGUCAUCUUAGCAACUACCUUUUGCAUCGCGGCGGCCGCUCCACGUGAAGGCAUAACAACAUCAAAGCAUACUCGAGACACGGUCUCCACGAUACUCGACAGCCUUCCGUCCCAAGCGGCGCUCCAACGUGUUCGACUGCUCGACCGUUCUUUUCGUCUGAGCUUCGGCGCGUUCAGCGGUCAAACCGACCUGUCCGGUGGUUUGCUUCGCGGACUGCCUUCUUUGUCAGUCGUCGACUUGACGUCUCCAGGCAAGGACAGCUUCCGGGUGGGCUUGAGGGCCAGUAAUCUUACCCUGGAGUACAAGGCGAAUGUGACCUUCAGUGCCCGUAGUGAUAUUUGUGAAAUGAAGGCGGACGUUGACUUCAUUGUAGUUGACAUUGAACUACAAUCCGAUGGCGAUGAUCAACUGGCGAUUUCAAAUGCGGAAGCAACGGAAAUGUCCGACCUUGAUGUGAAGUUCGUUGGUCUACAGGCGUACUCGCUGCAAGCUGACCUUCUCUCUCGUCUCUUCGCUAGCGCUUUCCGUUACGACAUCGAAGACGAGCUGGUGAGCACCUUGGAGACUGUCGUAGAUGACUUGUUGUUCGAGUAUAACCAGAACGGCUCCUGAUGGGAGAGUGGAAAUGUGAUAUAACUAUUCACGCGUUGUAAAUAUGUACACAACUGACGGUAUUUUUGUAUACACGGAUUACGUGAGCAUGGAUCGCCAUAAAGCUACGUACCAGCUAUA